Molecule: messenger RNA, 2772 nt
Organism: Lotus japonicus
Lineage: Eukaryota; Viridiplantae; Streptophyta; Magnoliopsida; Fabales; Fabaceae
Product: E3 ubiquitin-protein ligase XBAT32
Exons: 11
Coding region: 1016-2542 (508 amino acids)
Molecular function (GO): protein binding
Source: RefSeq, a predicted model, not a curated record
AGAUGGUUAAUUGUUUGACCCCAAAGUAAGGAGAGGAGAUGAGUGAGGUAUCAACAUUGAGGGCCUCGAUCUGUGUGUCUGUGUGUGUUUUGAUUUGAUCUGAUCUAAGCAAUUUUUCCUCCGCAAAGGAGGGGGACAAAGAAAGAAACGACACACCUACCAUACCAAGUUGACUCUUUCCUUAAUAAUUUCCAAUCAUGGUCACACGCCUUUUCUUCGACAACAAGAACCUGUUCUGAAACCUUGCGUUUCCCAAUAACAUCUGUCACUCACUCCCAUUUGGAUAACCAUUUCCUUAUUUUUAGAAAACUCCCUGUUUAAGGAAAAACAACCUCUCCCGUCUUCAUCGUCGUUGUAAAUGGUUUUGCAUCCAUCAGGUUGAUGGAGGAGGUUUGAUUUCAUCAUCAAUCUUCUCCUAUAUACCACAAACGCCAUUUCCCUUUCUGGGUUUUGCUCAUUUCAGGGAAAAGUUACAAACUUUUGAGGUGGGGUUGUGUGAUUUUGAUCUUUUUUUUAUAUGGGGUGGUGGGUGGUGUGAAUCUUAUUGUGCAUUGGGAAGAUUUGGAAGCUGGUUUUAUUUCUUCAAGUUUUGUUCUUUAAAUGAUGGAAUCUUUGGAAAGUUGAUUGUCAGGUGCAAGGGAUCUAUUUGGCAAAUUGGAAUAUAAAUUCUUUCAGAGUUUGUGAGUCAGCGAUUCACUGAUUGCCCAGGCUUGAAGGUUUUUGGACAAAACUAUUGGAACCCCUCUCUCUCUUUUUGUGUGUCUCUCAUGAGUCAUGUGAGGAUAAUGGUCUUUUAUUGAGUUGCUGUUAGAUUGGUAAUGGAAUGAAAACAUUGAUAGAGAAGAUCUCUACAAUAAGUCCCUUCCCUAUCAGAGGUUCGGAUUGAUUAAGGUUUGGUGAUUUCAUGUGUUGUCCAACAGAGAAAUUGGGGUCUGUUGUCAGGUUGUCAAUGUGAAGGAACCCUGAUUCCAAUUUACUGAAUUGUUGUUAGUUGUUGAGUUGAUUUCUGAGGGUCAUGAAAUUUCUAAGCCUGGUGGGGAAUUCAUUUGGAUGUUCUGCAUCUGGGGAGCGGCUAGUUUCUGCUGCAAGAGAUGGAGAUGUUCAAGAGGCAAAGGCCUUAUUGGAUUAUAAUCCCCGUCUUGGGAGGUAUUCGACUUUUGGAGUUCGCAAUUCGCCCUUACAUUACUCUGCAGCUCAUGGCCACCAUGAGAUAGUGUAUCUCUUGCUUGAGUCCGGAGUCGAUAUCAAUCUCAGGAAUUAUCGCGGUCAGACUGCAUUGAUGCAAGCUUGUCAACAUGGUCACUGGGAGGUGGUUCAGACCCUGAUUAUUUUUAAUGCCAAUAUUCACAAAGCAGACUACCUGAAUGGAGGUACUGCUCUCCACUUGGCUGCUCUAAAUGGCCAUACAAGGUGCAUUCGGCUUAUCCUCGCAGACUAUAUACCUAGCAACCCUGACUUUUGGACUAUGUUACAGAGUGAUGAUCAUGAAUCAAUCUCUGAAUUUGAUCAAAGUGCUCUUUGCGAGAUAAUUAACAGAACUUCUGAUGGAGGCAUCACUGCACUGCAUAUGGCAGCAUUGAAUGGGCAUGUUGAAAGUGUGCAGUUACUCUUAGACUUGGGAGCGUCUGUGUCUGAGGUUACUGUAGAGGAUGGAACUACCAUUGAUUUAAUUGGUUCAGGGAGCACUCCGCUCCAUUAUGCUGCAUGUGGUGGAAAUGCACAAUGCUGUCAACUUCUGAUUGCAAAGGGUGCCAGUCUGACGGAUGAGAAUGCAAAUGGAUGGACCCCUGUGAUGGUUGCUCGUUCAUGGAAUAGAAACUGGCUUGAGGAUAUUUUAAAAACACCCCCAGCAGACCAUUUACAAGUUCUUCCUUCACCAUAUCUAUCUCUCCCACUUAUGAGCAUUGUAACAAUUGCUAGAGAAUGUGGAUGGAGGAUGAGUGAAUUAGCACCAACAUGCUUAGAUCCAUGUGCUGUUUGUUUGGAAAGGAAAUGUAUGGUCUCUGUAGAAGGUUGUGAUCACGAGUUCUGCACACAAUGUGCCUUGUAUCUUUGUUCUACAAACUCUACCUCAACAACAACUACUCACGGCCCUCCAGGUUCAAUUGCCUGUCCUCUCUGCCGGCACGGCAUAGUCUCGUUUGCAAAGCUUCCAGACACAAGGCCAUUGCCAAAGGAAAUGCAGAGGACAACAAACUUGUCCUUAACAUUUUGCACUUGUUCAAGUGAGGUGCUAGGGGAUGCUGACAUGACAACCCCAUUUUGCAAACCAACUUCUUCCCGCGGAUCCAAAUCUUCUUCUCCUUCAAGAUCAUUUCGCUCCAUGAGCUGCCAGAGCCGGUUCUCCUCAUUCAGAAUCAACCCUAGUCUUUGCUUGGGAGCAGAUGUUAGCCCUUCCUUGGUUCCUUGCAGCAGGAGCCUGAGGAACAACUUGGCAAGGUGUUCUGGUUCUGGUUUUCGGCGAUCGUCUUCUCAAACGGAGAGAAGGAAGUCGUGGUUUUGCUCGCUCAACCAAUCUGUUGCCACUGGCAGUGGAUGUUAAUUUAUUUUUAUAACAUGUUUGGACCGACUACUCUUUUCUCAGAAAUCAAUUCUGAAAACCAGAAGCUGCUAGUCACGGAAACUUCUCACCAGAAUUGAUUUUGACUCAGAAUCAAUUAUAGAAAGAUUUUCAAACAUGACCUUAGUUUUUUUAUCAUGCUUUUCAAUGAUCACGCCUAUACAAAUGCAAUCUCAUGUUCAUGAUUCCUAAUAUCAUCCCGUGUUGACACA